This is a messenger RNA of Nannospalax galili (Upper Galilee mountains blind mole rat), 11464 nucleotides long. It is a transcript of the gene Kif26b, whose product is annotated as kinesin family member 26B. Gene Ontology annotation, biological process: microtubule-based movement. The transcript is spliced from 15 exons. The coding region runs from base 856 to 7200 and encodes 2114 amino acids. Gene Ontology annotation, molecular function: microtubule motor activity; microtubule binding; ATP binding. Lineage: Eukaryota; Metazoa; Chordata; Mammalia; Rodentia; Spalacidae. The record is from RefSeq and is a predicted model, not a curated record.
ACUCGGGGGCGGAGAGGCUGGGGCUCGGCGUUUGGGUCCAGCCCGGCUCUCGGCGUUGCGGGGUUCCAUCAGAGCCCGGGCCCCGCGCCAGCAACUUCCCCGCCUGGAGCCAGAUUUACGACCCCCCCCUCCCCAGCCCGGCUGCGUCUCGCAAUGUCAGGCCCUAGCGCUGCACCAUAAAAUGGAUCUGGGCCGGCGGGGCGGCGGCGGCCAGGCGGGCUCCGAGGCGAGGCUGCCGCGGCUCCCCAGGCUCCGCGCUGCGCCCGGGCGCACACGCGAGUCCUGACCACGGUCGGCGUACUGCCGCAGGGUCCCUGCCCUGCGCGCCACUGUCAGGAGGAGAGCCCCGGCGCAUAUUGGCUCGGCGACACGCCGAGGCUCCUCCCCAGUCUGGAUCUUUAUAUUUUGGGAGAAUUUCUUUGAACUCAGUUAGCGAGCUUGGUGAAGGAGGCAAGUUCCCAGGGCCGGCUCGGCUCGGCGAAGGCUCGCCCACCUUCCCUGCGAGCCGUGCGCCCUUCUCCUGUCCCUCCUCUACCCGGUGUAGGAGAACGCACGGACCCAGCUGAAGAAAAUGUCAGCGAUCUGGAUGUGACCGUGGAAAGAGGACGCGUGACUGGAGGAGACAGAGGAUGAGGAAAAGCUUUAUUUGAGGAGCAUCAUCGGCCACUCCAACCCUUCCUGCAAAUUGGUAUUACUUCUGGGAUCCAUUUGCUUUGAUUCUUCCCCACCCCCCAUUAAAAAAUCUUGACUUGAGGACCAGCCCCUGCCACGAGGGGGGACGCCUCCUGGGUUGGCAGACCUUUUGGAUGUAGCGCUGUCGGAACAUUUCAGACCCUCUCCUCUGGAAAAGCCACCAUGAAUUCGGUAGCUGGGAAUAAAGAGAGGCUUGCGGUUUCCACCAGGGGCAAGAAAUACGGGGUGAAUGAAGUCUGUUCGCCCACCAAGCCGGCGGCGUCCUUCUCCCCCGAGAGCUGGUACCGCAAGGCGUUCGAGGAGUCGCGCGCCGGGAGCCGGCCCACCCCCGAGGGCGCGGGCUCCGCGCUCGGCUCAUCAGGGACUCCAUCCCCCGGCUCCGGCACCUCAUCCCCGAGCUCUUUCACCGGCUCCCCGGGACCCGCGUCGCCGGGCAUCGGCACCAGCUCGCCGGGCUCUCUGGGAGGCUCUCCCGGCUUUGGCACUGGCUCCCCGGGCUCAGGCAGCGGCGGCGGCUCCUCCCCUGGCUCAGACCGCGGCGUCUGGUGCGAGAACUGCAACGCCCGCCUGGUGGAGCUGAAGAGGCAGGCUCUCAAGCUGCUGCUGCCGGGGCCCUUCCCGGGCAAGGACCCUGCUUUCUCAGCUGUGAUUCACGACAAACUCCAGGUCCCUAACACCAUCCGGAAGGCAUGGAAUGACAGGGACAACCGCUGUGACAUUUGUGCCACACACCUGAACCAGCUGAAGCAGGAGGCCAUCCAAAUGGUGCUGACCUUGGAGCAGGCUGCUGGCAGCGAGCACUAUGAUGCGUCUCCUGGCUCACCCCCUUCACUCUCCAGUAUGCCGACACUGGUGGGGUCCCGGCACAUGGGUGGGCUCCAGCAGCCCAGGGAGUGGGCCUUUGUGCCUGCCCCCUACGCCAGCUCCACCUACACAGGCCUUGUCAACAAGCACAACAGCAAACCCAACAGCCUUGGGGUCAGCAAUGGGGCGGAAAAGAAGAGUGGAUCCCCAACCCACCAGGCCAAGGUCAGCCUCCAGAUGGCCACCAGCCCCAGCAAUGGGAAUAUCCUCAACUCAGUGGCCAUUCAGGCUCACCAGUAUCUGGAUGGCACCUGGUCCCUUUCAAGAACCAAUGGAGUUACCCUGUACCCUUACCAGAUAUCCCAGCUGAUGACAGAGACUGGCCGAGAGGGACUGACGGAGUCUGUGCUGAACCGCUACAAUGCCGACAAGCCAACAGCCAGCAGUGUCCCAGCCCCGCAGAGUUCCUGUGUGGCCAACGAGACUUCCACAGGCACCUCCGUGGCUGCUUCCUUCUUUGCACGAGCUGCCCAGAAGCUAAAUCUGUCUUCUAAGAAGAAGAAGCACCGGCCUUCCACUUCCUCUGCCGCGGAGACACCCCUCUUUGCUACCAGCUUCAGCGGAAUCCUGCAGACCUCACCUCCCCCAGCCCCACCCUGUCUCCUGAGGGCUGUCAACAAGGUGAAGGACACCCCAGGCCUGGGCAAGGUGAAAGUCAUGCUUAGAAUCUGUUCCACAUUGGCUCGGGAUACCUCAGAAUCCAGCUCAUUCUUGAAGGUGGAUCCACGGAAGAAGCAGAUCACCUUGUAUGAUCCCCUGACUUGCGGAGGUCAAAAUGCCUUCCAAAAGAGAAGCAACCAGGUUCCUCCUAAGAUGUUUGCCUUUGAUGCAGUUUUUCCACAAGAUGCUUCUCAGGCUGAAGUGUGUGCUGGAACUGUGGCUGAGGUAAUACAGUCUGUGGUGAAUGGGGCAGAUGGCUGCGUGUUCUGUUUUGGCCAUGCCAAGCUGGGGAAAUCCUAUACCAUGAUUGGAAGGGACGACUCCAUGCAGAACCUGGGCAUCAUUCCCUGCGCCAUUUCUUGGCUAUUCAAGCUUAUCAAUGAGCGCAAAGAAAAGACCGGGGCCCGAUUCUCAGUCCGGAUUUCAGCGGUGGAGGUAUGGGGGAAAGAGGAGAACCUUCGGGACCUGCUGUCUGAGGUAGCCACAGGCAGCCUACAGGAUGGCCAGUCCCCCGGCGUUUAUCUCUGUGAGGACCCCAUCUGUGGCACACAGUUGCAGAACCAGAGUGAGCUGCGGGCCCCCACCGCAGAGAAAGCUGCCUUCUUCCUGGAUGCCGCCAUCGCCUCACGACGCAGCAACCAACAGGACUGUGAUGAGGACGAUCACCGCAACUCCCACAUGCUCUUCACCCUCCACAUCUACCAGUACAGGAUGGAGAAGAGUGGGAAGGGCGGAAUGUCUGGAGGGCGCAGCCGCCUACAUCUCAUUGAUCUUGGAAGCUGUGUGAAAGCUCUCAGCAAAAAUCGAGAAGGAGGCUCAGGGCUGUGCCUCUCACUGUCUGCUCUGGGUAAUGUCAUCCUGGCUCUUGUCAAUGGAAGCAAGCACAUCCCAUACAAAGAGAGCAAGCUCACCAUGCUGCUGCGGGAGUCUCUGGGGAACGUGAACUGUCGCACCACCAUGAUCGCACACAUCUCAGCCGCGGCUGGGAGCUACGCAGAAACCCUGUCCACCAUCCAGAUCGCAUCAAGGGUCUUAAGGAUGAAGAAGAAGAAGACAAAGUACACGUCAAGUUCCUCUGGGGGAGAAAGUUCCUGUGAGGAGGGCAGAAUGCGCAGGCCCACUCAGCUGAGACCCUUCCAUGCCCGGGCUCCAGUGGACCCCGACUUCCCCCUCGCCCCGCUGUCUAGUGAUCCUGACUACUCCUCCAGCAGUGAGCAGUCCUGUGACACUGUCAUCUACAUUGGGCCAAACGGCACUGCCCUGUCUGACAAAGAGCUUACUGACAAUGAGGGUCCCCCAGACUUCGUCCCCAUCGUGCCAGCCCUGCAAAAGACCAGGGGUGAGAGCCGGCCUCUGGAGGCAGCAGAGGCUGCAGCCAACAAGUCAGAAAGGGAUUGCCUGAAGUGCAACACGUUUGCUGAACUACAGGAAAGACUAGACUGCAUUGAUGGCAGUGAAGAGCCCAACAGGUUUCCCUUCGAAGAGCUACCCAUUCAGUUUGGGCCAGAGCAAGCAGGCAGAUGUGCUUCAUUAAGCCAAGUAGCCGAGCCAGACACACUCUCUGAAUCCGAUAAGGAAGAUAAUGGGUCAGAAAGUGGCCAGUUGACAGACAGGGAAGGCACAGAGCCCUUGGUAUCCAAGAUGCAGCAGAAUCAUUCUCCUGUGCCUGCAGUGAUGCAAAGCAGCAGCCCCAGUCCAGCCUCACCCAGGAACAUCCCAGGCAGCAGUAGCCAGCACAGCACAUCCCAGCUCACACAGAGCCCCAGCCUCCAGAGCAGCCGCGAGAGCCUGAACUCAUGUGGCUUUGUGGAGGGUAAGCCCAGGCCCAUGGGCUCCCCACGGCUGGGUGUUGCCAGCCUAUCUAAGACCUCAGAAUACAAACCCCCCAGCUCUCCCUCCCAGAGGUGUAAAGUCUAUACCCAGAAGGGGGUGCUGCCCUCCUCUGCCCCACCACCAUCGCUGAGCAAGGACUCAGGCAUGGUCUCUAGUGAGUCCUUGCUCCAGCCUGAUGUGCGUACACCCCCCGUUGGAAUGAGCCCCCAGGUUUUGAAGAAAUCCAUGUCUGCUGGGAGUGAAGGGUUCCCAGAAUCUCUGGUCGAGGGUGAGCAUCAGGAAGCCCCUCCUGCAGACGCCAAGAAGGAGAUUCUGAGCACCACGAUGGUGACAGUACAGCAGCCACUGGAGCUGAAUGGGGAGGACGAGCUGGUGUUCACACUGGUGGAGGAGCUGACCAUCAGCGGGGUCCUCGACAGUGGCCGCCCCACCAGCAUCAUCAGCUUCAACAGUGAUUGUUCAGUGCAGGCCCUGGCCUCAGGCUCCCGGCCUGUCAGCAUCAUCAGCAGCAUCAGUGAGGACCUGGAGUGUUACUCUAGCAUAGCACCUGUUUCUGAGGUGAGCAUCACACAGUUCCUGCCGCUCCCAAAGUUGGGCCUGGAUGAGAAGUCACGGGAGGCAAGCAGCCGGCGCUCCUCCAUCAGCUCCUGGCUGAGUGAGAUGAGCGCAGGCAGUGACGGUGAGCAGUCUUGCCACAGCUUCAUAGCACAGACAUGCUUCGGGCACGGGGAAGCCAUGGCAGAACCCCCAGCCUCGGAGUUUGUCAACAGCAUCCAGAACACCGCCGUGGUGUGCAGAGAGAAGCCCAAGGCAGGCCCUGAUAACUUACUCAUCUUAUCUGAGAUGGGAGAAGAUUCUUUCAACAAAGCCACUCCCAUCAAAAGCUGCAAAAUAUCCACACUGGGCAAGGCCAUGGUUACAAUCUCCAACACGGCCAGUCUGAGCAGUUGUGAAGGGUACAUCCCCAUGAAGACCAACAUCACAGUUUACCCCUGCAUUGCCAUGAACCCCCGAAAUGUGCAAGAGCCUGAGUCAUCCACUGCUGUCCCAAAAGCAGUCCCCAAAACAGUCCAGUCCCAAGACAGCAAGGAAGCCAGUACAAGGAAAGAGAUGAAAUUUGAAGAUCCCUGGCUGAAACGAGAAGAGGAGGCGAAAAAGGAGAAUGUGUACCCCAGUGAAGAAGGGGUUAGGUGUGAGACUGUCCCAAGCCCCCCGAAAUCAGAAGCCAGGCCAGAGCAGGAGCAGGAUGGCAGGCCUGGCUCCGGUGACAGGCUGAGCAGGAACAGUGGGGAGGUAACUGCCUCGCAGGUGACUGACAUUAGGAGAGUUGUGGAUGGCUGUGAGAUGGCCCUGCCUGGCUUGGUGGCCCAGAGUCCAGUGUAUUCCAACAAAAGCCUGAAGUCCAGCAGCCUCCCCAGGGCAUUUCAGAAGGCCAGCAGACAAGAAGACCUGGACAGCCUCUUCUACCACUGCCUGGCAGACACCAACGGCUUCAGUGGGGCUCUGGGCACCCAGCCCUCAAAGACAACCCUGGAAAGGAAGGUGGCUUCACCCAAACAUUGUGUCCUGACUCGGCCCAAAGGGACACCACCCCUUCCUCCUGUCCGCAAGUCCAGCUUGGACCAGAAGAACCGGGCCAGUCCCCAGCACAGCGCCAGCAGCAGUAGCACCAGCAGCCCCCUCAACCAGCCCUCUACCUUCUUGGCCUGCUUCCCUGAUGAGUCCACCAGCAAGGCAAAGGAGUCCAGCAGUAGCAGCAAGCUCUUCAGCGCCAAGCUCGAGCAGCUGGCCAGCAGAACUAACUCUCUUGGCAGAACAACAGUUAGCCACUACGAAUGCCUAUCACUGGAGCGGGCGGAGAGCCUGUCGUCCAUGAGCUCCCGCAUGCAUGCGGGCAAAGACAGCACCAUGCCCCGCACCGGCAGGAGCCUGGGUCGUAGCACAGGAGCCUCGCCACCCAACUGUGGCAUCACCCAGUCGGCGGGGGCCUCGCCAAAGGCCAGCCAGUCCAAGAUCUCUGCAGUAAGCAAGCUCCUGCUAGCCAGCCCCAAAUCACGCAGCCUGUCCACCUCGACCACCAAAACCCUCAGCUUCUCCACUAAGUCCCUGCCACAGUCUGUGGGCCAGAGCUCCAAUCUGCCGCCCAACGGGAAGCACAUGUCCUGGUCCACGCAGUCACUCAGCAGGAGCCGGGGCUCCGGGCUGGCUUCCAAACUGCCCCUGCGAGCAGUCAACGGGCGCAUUUCCGAGCUGCUGCAGGGCAGCGCGGGGGCGCGGGGCGCACAGCUGCGGGCUGGGCCCGAGGCCGAGGAGCGCUGCGGGGCUACCCCGGAGGAUAAGCCCACGGCUGCUGCGCACCUGCUGCCAUCGCCUUACAGCAAGAUCACCCCACCGCGGAAGCCGCACCGCUGCAGCAGUGGGCACGGCAGCGACAACAGCAGUGUGCUGAGUGGGGAGCUGCCACCCGCCAUGGGGAAGACCGCCCUGUUCUACCACAGCGGAGGCAGCAGUGGCUACGAGAGCAUGAUGAGGGACAGUGAAGCCACCGGCAGCGCAUCCUCCGCCCAGGACUCCAUGAGUGAGAACAGCAGCUCCGUGGGAGGGAGGUGCAGGAGCCUCAAAACCCCCAAAAAACGGUCCAAUUCAGGUUCUCAGAGACGGAGGCUCAUUCCAGCGUUAUCCCUUGAUACCACCUCACCUGUGAGAAAACCUGCCAGCAGCACGGGGGUUCGCUGGGUGGACGGCCCCCUGAGGAGCACCCAGAGGGGCCUCGGAGAACCUUUUGAGAUUAAAGUCUAUGAAAUCGAUGAUGUAGAGCGCCUGCAGCGGCGACGAGGGGGCACCACCAAGGAGGUCAUGUGCUUCAAUGCCAAGAUGAAGAUUCUGGAGCAUCGGCAGCAGAGGAUUGCCGAGGUCCGAGCCAAGUACGAGUGGCUGAUGAAGGAAUUGGAGGCAACCAAACAGUACCUAAUGCUGGACCCCAACAAGUGGCUUCGUGAAUUUGACUUGGAACAGGUCCUGGAGCUGGAUUCCCUGGAGUACCUGGAGGCACUGGAGGGCGUGACAGAGCGUCUAGAGAGCCGUGUCAACUUCUGCAAGGCCCAUCUCAUGAUGAUCACCUGCUUUGACAUCACCUCCAGGCGCCGAUAAGGAAUGAGGGCCCCUGAGCUGUCAGUCCCUCACUCCUAAGGACUUCAGCAGGACACUGCCCUCCCAGACCCUCUGUGCUGGCAACACUCGAGACAUUAGGACGAGGAUGAAGGUCGGUGGCAAGUCUAGAGUGAGCGUGGAGUGGAAGGCGAUGUUUCCUUUGUUUUCUGUAGGAAAGAGAGGUGCAUACACCAACAUGUGGAAGGAGAAAAUGAUGGGAGGCCCCGUGAGACUGAGAAAGCACUUUGAGGUACCUUAAAGAACUCUGUACAUAAGGACUGCUAGCAGAGAGACUCUUGCCUUGCGGUUGUGAGGAAGGGGAGGGCGACGCGAAAUUGCCGUUGAUAGCGAAACACCAAGAUGACCCAGAAUGACAGUUUAAGUGCCUUGCAAAUCUUUAUGAUUAUCUAAACAUUUAUGUUCAAACUUUCUUGUGUACAGAUGGUGCUAGUCAUAAAGAAAACCAACAAAACAGAAAACCCAACACAUUUUUUGAAAUGUAUUUACGGCUUGUUUUCUCUUGGUGUUUUAUCUUGUUUUUGACUUGCUGUUUCUAAGGAAGUUGUGUUUGUAGAGAUGUUUCCUAAUCAGUAUUGCAGAUGAAUAAAUGUUAAGUGUCUUUCAUGGUUAUUCUGGUAAGGCCACUCAAAUAGAAUGUGGAGACCUGCAUGGGCACAAGCCAGUGUGUUUCCCAGUGAGGUUUGGAAGGGCACGUGACACGGGAUGACACCUUCUACAAACAGCAGUUCAGCCAACCAUCCCAGGAGUCCUGCAUAAGCCGGUGAACAUAAGUUUCAUCAGUUGGGAGAGAUGUCUUUAAAGGAAAGGGUCCUGGGUGACCUGGGCCCCACCUUCUCCUUGUAAGUGGGAUAUUUGUUUCAUGUAUCCUCCCCCCACCCCAUCCAUCCAGAAAUGUCAUGGUUUUCAAAACAAGUUCAUGUUCAUUUCUAGUCCAAAGACUCUAGAUUGAAUGCUUGAACCAUUCCAGCAGAGUUGUGUUUGUUUCCAUUUUGUGAAGAUAUUGAAGCAGGGUGGGGGCUGUCUAUGUUGAGAACUCCUCACACGCUCACACAGGCUCAGAGAUUCAGCACGGUUUAGAGCAACAAGGGGCGUUAUGAUUGUACAGCUUUCUACCACCCAGAGUCCCACCUAAGAGCAAGAAAUCAGCUCUCCCCUGUCCUAAAGCCUCUGCGGUACCCAGGAUAAGGCUUGUUCCUGCAGCCUUAGUAUCUAGAGGCACAGAGAGGCUUCCCAUCUCUAAGUCCCAGAAGAGGCAAGGCAUAGCUAAGUGGACACGGUACUUAAGUCUUGCUUCUGAGAACUGAGGACUCCAUUCUCAAAUUACUCCACUCCCUUCAAGAUCUUUAGACACAGGUUAGGGAUAGAGAGCUGAGGCAUAGAAUGGUCCAGGAUUCCCUAAACACAGCCUGGAGCCACUGGGGCAUCUGAGCACCUUAGACGAACCAGGUGCCCUCUGCAGCCUGCCUGUGCACACAUGUGCUCAGGGUUUCCUACAGAGGACUCCAUAUCUUCACCCUCCCUGUGACAUAUCCAGACCUGGUCAACUAAUCAACUCCUGAGCCCUAGAUUCUCCCCAAGGAGCAUCUUUGCAUUUCUUGAUCAGCCCUCUGGACACAUGUAGCCCAGCACAGCAGGCUAUAUGGCCAGCAGGGCUCCACAAGCAGGAACUGAGGUCAUAUGAGUGUCAUGGCACCUGAUCCUCUUCUCAGAACAGGCACAGAUAGCCUAUCAGCUUGCCUGCUUCAGAAGUCCGCUCUGUGGACCCAAAGCCGUCUCCAUGGGUCACAAGUCCAGCUUUGCACCUUCUAUAAGAGUCAACUCCUAGGCCAAGAUGUCCCAAACUGUUGGUUGAAUGCUCUGAGCUCUGCAAUGGCCUGUUUCUUCUCUGUGUGUUCUACAAAUCUAACAAGUGUGUCUCCUGAGAUGCAGGGCCUCCUGAAUUCCUCCCCAGCAUCAUUCUGUAGGGAGUCCUGGGCUCAGGGCCCAUCAGCCUUGUAACGCAUGUAUGCAUGGGCCUGCUUAACAACAGUGCUCUUGGAAGCUUUCUGACCUACGAGGAUACCAAUCUUUUCACUUCGAGCAUCUGUUUUGAAACAUAUUUUCAUGAUUUUUUUCCACGAAAUGCCUUAGUGGGGAAUUUUCAAAAGUGAAGAUGCCUUUCUAUUGUUUUCUAAUGUUUUCCCCUCUUAGGAGCAAAUUCAUUUGAUUAGUAUUCCAUGAGCAUAGCUUUGGCCUCUUCUCCCUUAGCCCUGAGGUCAUCAGGCCCCAGUGACAUUAGCAGGUCACCAACAGAGCCCAGUGCCUUUACUGGAGCAAGGCAAAGCUGACACAUCUGUAGAGAACUGACCUUCAGUCAGUAGAUUCCCCCGGUAGACUGACCUUCAGUUUUCUCCCGCCCAGCAGACUGGCUUCUCAGGAGGCCAUAUCAUUUCACUGGACACCCCAGAGAAUCCAGAGCACCCUGGUGCAGGAAGACAUCUAUGUGAAAUGAUGUGUAUAUCUUGUCCAUUCUCCCCGUGCCCUCCUAAGUAAACUGAAAGCAUCUUAAUCUGCUAAGCUGCAUUAUUAUCUUAACUGAUGAGUCCUGCAGAGACCUCCUGUACCCUUUGCUCUAAUGUACCUAUUCCAGUCCUGCCUGUACGAAUGUUCUUGAGGCAAAAAGAAACAGUUCUAGUACCUGGUGACCAAUCCAGUGUGAGCUGGUUCCAGUUCUGUUUUGUGUUUGGGGACAAAAAAAAAAAAAAAAAGAAAAAGAAAAAAAAAAGAGGGCAGAGGAAAUGUGAAAGAAAACCCAUUUCUAUUUCAUUAUCUGGCCGUAGCAAGACCAAAAGCAUUUUUUUGAAAUUACUAUUUAGGUGCAUAUAUCUUACUUAAAUUCUGUCCAUCCCCAUGCACUCCCAUUCCCCCAGGCUCCAAAUAUUUUAGCAUGAGGUAGAAGCAUUGGCAGUGGAGGAAAACUAAGGUCCAGAACAGAGGCACUGUUCCUCCAGGAAGGAGCCCUUAGUGCAUCUCACCACAGGGCUUGCUGCUUUGAGGAGUCUGCGUUUGCUUUAUCUUGGCUUUCGAUCCCCAUCUGAGAGCUGGAACCUUUGAUCUUGUCCUUGAACUCCCCUGGACAUCUUGGGAAGCUGUCUCUUACUUUCAUCUCUGCAAAUUGAAUCGGCACCCUUUGCUGUGGUUGCAACUCCAAUUGCUGUUCUGAACACAGGGAGCCUAUGAUGCAAAUGCAGAGGUGGGUCCCAUGGUGACAGUGGUGGGAUUCAAACAAGGACCCCCGAGUAGAAGAGAACACCAUGCAGCCCCAGGCUUGUGGGAAGGGGAUACACUUGGCAGGCGAGAACUGCCCUGUUUGUCACAAACCAGUCCUAAGCCUGGAAUCCAUUAUCCAGGAAGGACUACUUAGGUGAUAGUUCAAAAGGACUGACACAUGCAGGCUUGUGCUGCAAAGACUUCCAUUCAGGUGCUAAACAAAAAAAAGCCUUUGCCACAUGGAUGUAGCUCUCACAUCCUUAGGAACGAGCCUCCUUCCUUGGCCUUCAGAGUCUCAUGCUCCCCAUUAAUUUAGUUCAUUCAUAAGCCUUCCUCAACAAGGUUUAUAUUUCAAACCAGCCGUCUGUCCUUGACGUCACAAUGUAGAAGGUAAAGCUAGCAAGAGCCAAUUUGCUCAGUGCAAACACUGGUCCUGUCCUGUUGCUGGCUACAGCCCAUCUGUAACUGAGCCUGGAGCAAAUGUUUUAAGAUUCCUUAUUGUAACAAGAAUUCUAGUCUGUGAAAGAAAUUACUAACAAUGAGUUCCUUUGAAAAUUGAAAACAGAUUUCCUGAAUGUUGCUCUUUCCUGCUGGGACAGAUGCAAAAACAUUUCCUCCCUUUUAGGGUAGUUUGUCUUAAACCCGGAAGCCUGGGCUGUCUAAGACAGGUUGAACGUGCUGUGUGCUGUCAGUUGAGGCUGCUGACUAAGCAGUCCACAGCCAUUGUCUCUGGAGCCUCCCUGCCACUGCCUGGCCGUGUGGUCCAGCUUUCCACAUUACAAGGAACAUCCUCUCUGCUAACCCAACCAAGACAGCCCUGCAGAGGGAAAAGGCCGGCACAGACCACUCUCCUCUGUGCCAGGCUAAACAGCCUAGGGAUCAGUUUCACAGACAGGUUCCGUAAAUGUCUAAUUUUUUUUGGCAAGUGUUAGAAAUGUAGCAUUCCUUUGCACUAUAGUGCAUUUCUCCUCCAGAAAGUAUCUGUAACUAUUUU